GAAGUAUAAAGGAGAGGAUCUGGCUCAGUGGCAAAGCUGGGGCUGGAAUACAGAUUUGCUGCAUGGUUUGCCUGUUUGUCCUGUCAAAGCCUAGCAUGGACAAAGCAGCUGAACUCACAUGGCAGCUGGAGGAUGCACCUUACAAAGCAGGACAGCAAGAGCAAAGCCCUGAUGAUGGAGACACGGCAGAGGAGCAGGAGAAGACUGCACACAGCAAGGACAAGCUGCCCCAGAGCCAUACCCUCCAGUGGGAGACUCUAGGCAAACAAUUUGUAGAGUAUGAGCAGGUGGCUCCAUUUCUUGUCCCAGAGGAUCAACAGAGAAGUCUGCUGGACUUUCUUCCCCUCUUCUUAAAGGCCUGGGAACAGUCUGCUGGAGUUGUCGUAUUCCCCAACAUUCAGCUGUUAGCCAGUGAGGUUUCCAAGCUUCUGACCAAAGAAAUUAAGAGGACCCUCAAUGGCAAACCUGCAGAAGAAGCUCGUCUGGCUUUGGAGCAAUUCCUGCUACAGAAAGUGGAAGCAGAAGAUGGCCAUUUGCUGCUGAAAUCAGUGUAUCUGCUCUCACAGACUGACUUGAGAACUUUGUGGAACAUCAUUGGAUCUGGACUUCCAGCUGCUCUGAUGCAGUGCCUGUACCUUUUCUUCACUUUUCCUCUGAAGAAAACCAGUGAUGAUGGAGAGACAAGUGAGGAUGACACCCAAACUCAGGAAAUGCUUGUUGAGAUAAUGCUUAAAAUGUACAAAGAGGAACAAGGUGUAGAGGAACUUCUGGCAGCUGAUAAGCUUCAGUCAUUAAUUAUAGCAACUGCUUCUCUCUGGGACCAGUGCAGUCAGUCGUGGAAAGUACCUACAGGCCGUGUUCUGAGAACAAUUUCAAAGGCUCAGACCAAAACCAGCAUCAUGUACCUACAAGCUGUGGACUGCAUUAAAAUAGCUGUUCAGAAUCUCUUUAAACUGGCUGAUACUCUACCUGCUUCUGAUGUGUGUGAAGCUGCUAGUAUUGUCUUGUGCUUUGUGAAAGAUUCUUAUCCCGUAUCAUCAGCUUUAUUAACAGAAUUUGAAAGUAAUGAUGGCUACCAACUCCUGCUAAAAAUUUUACUCAGAUGUGAGGGGUUGCAUCAAAAUGAAGGAGACCCUUAUUUGGAUGAGAUCGUGGACAUGCUGACUUGCCUUACAACUUGUGGAAAAACUGAACUGAAAGUUUCUGGCAAUAUUGUACACCCACAAUUACCACACUUUGAUUUGGAAUGGACACGGUCUUCUGGAAUGACAGUGAAAAACCUCCAGGCUUUUCAGGUGUUGCAGUCCAUUUUCCAGAAAAGUAAUGAUCAGCACCUGUGUGGAAGAAUCUUGGCAGCAAUUGGUACCAUAUGGGCUUGGGACAGAGUGAACUUCUUUCUUCUGGAAUGGACACUGCAACCUAUCAACCAAUUUACUGACAUAAUCCAUUUCAAACCAUACCCAGUCCAAGUCCAGUUCUUCAGACUGGUGGAGUCCAUAGUCCUAGACCUGUCCUAUGUCCCGCAUGAAAUUUUGAAGAAGGUUCAGUAUUUGAUAAAGGAAAACAUAGUACCAUUCUGCACCUUAACAGCUCUCCAGUGUCUUCUCAGCAUGACCCAGAAGGACCUGUUAUUCAGCGAUAUAUUCCGUGACUCUGGGCUCUUAGGCCUGCUGCUGGCACUUUUGAGGAAGCAAGCCAAGAUCCUGAGGAAGUCAGCUGGAACUGAUCUACCUGGUCUGGAAGAAGGCACUGAGAAGGAAUUAAAUGCUGUGAUGCUGAAGAUGGUGGCUGCCCUUACAGCGAGGUCCGUGAGGAACACAGUUGUUCUGAAGGACUAUGGAAUGGUGCCAUAUAUCAAGAUAUUUUUGGAUGAUGAGUGCUACAGGAGUGCUACUCUCAGUAUCUUGGAGCAGCUAUCAGUCAUCAAUUAUGAAGAAUAUAUGAGCAUUAUUAUUGGGGCCCUCUGUUCUUCUACUCAAGGGGAACUGUCACUGAAACUAGAUCUGCUGAAGUCACUCUUGAGGAUACUGGAGAGUCUCAAGAGCCAUUCAGCUUUCAGAACCUGCAGUGGAUUCAAUGCGCUCCUGUCCCUCCUCUCAGAUAUGGAAGGUGCACUGCAGGACCCUCCAUCUGGGCUGUGGGCAGCAUUUGGACAGAAUUGCAUAUUGGAGCUUGUUUUCUACACACUUCAGGUGGUAACAGCUGCCCUGCACCUAGACCCUGUCAACAGCAAUUUCUUCCAGAGGAGUGGUCUCUUUGAAAAGAUGGCAGAGGAUCUCGGAUCACUUGGAUGCUUCUGGACACAAGGGGAAUGGCAAGGGGAAUGGCAAAUUCCUCUGAGCCUUGAGAAGAAAAGGACGUUUGCAGAAUUUUUGGAUGCAGCUUUCUGUUCUUCAGAACCUUUCCCAAUGUGGCUAAAGAACUGCAUAUGGAUACUGAAUUUUCUUGAUCUCAUGAUAAAAGGAACCCUCCAUCAGGAGAGCUACUUCAAGGAGAGAAAGCCAGAGAUGGGAGAAACAUCAAGAGGUGAUCAGGAGGGACCCCAAACCCAGGAAGACCAUCCUGUUGCUUUCAAAAUAUCAGGCAACAAAUUACCUGCCUCUGCCUAUAGGCUAUGGGGAAACCCUGAGAACUUGGAAAUGAGAGACUGCACCAUUGUACAUCCAGGUGCUGUCUGUGUCAUGGUGAGGUUGCUGCCAAAGCUGUACAAAGAAGGACACGCUCAGCUUUCACAGGAAAUCCAAUAUGCUGUGGUUGAUCAUAUCCAGUCCCUGGUGAAGUCAGAAAAGAGUCGUCAGGUGAUGUGUGAAUCUGGAUUGCUGAGCACCAUCAUAACUUCCUGUCAGGAUGCCUUCCACAAUGAGAGUCAUCCGCUGCAUCUGCCCCUCACUAGAGUGUUUGAGAAGCUUGCAUCACAGGCUAUUGAACCAGAUGUGUUAAGGCAAUUCCUUCGGCUGGGAGGUUCUCCAAUACUACCUUCCAGGCACAGCACAAACAAGACCAACGUCCUUUCAGCUAAUGCAGGUUCAGAAGAGGACACAAUGGGCAAUAAAACUGAUCCUCAGACAGUUGUGCCUGUCAGCAACUCUCCUUGGGUGUCUAAGGGGUCUGCACUUGCACUCCAGACUGCAAUGAGUCUCAUCUCCAUGACAUCACCUCGAAACUUCCAGCUACACAGCACUGCUUUGGCUCCAUCGUUUGUGGAGUUUGACAUGUCCAUGGAAGGCUAUGGGUGUUUAUACCUCCCUACCUUGGCCACUGUUAUGGGACCCAGUGCAGACCAAUCUGUCUCAGGAGGAAUUGGCAUGGGCACCAGAAUGUUCCCUCCCUCAAGUGGCCUGACACUCUCCUGCUGGUUUCUGAUUAGCAAGUUUGGGUUGGUGCACAACAAUCACCCAGUCCGUUUCCUUACGGUCGUGAGGCACGUGUCAAGAACGGAGCAAGAAUUUGUUUGCUUUUCUGUAAGCUUCUUCCCACAGGACCUUUCUUUGGUCAUUUCCACAGAAGAAGUGGAAUUCCAGCCACUUGAUAUUAUGGAACCUGAGGGUGAGGUCCUAAAUCCCUCCCCAUUUCCAGGGCAAGUCCAGUUUGGCUGUGGUAAACUGCUGGCCACUGGUCAGUGGCAUCAUCUCACAGUGACAGUUGCUAAAGAAGCAAAGAAGACCUGCAUUGUGUCAGCUCAUAUAAAUGGUCAGAUGCUUGGCUGUGCAAAGAUGCAGUAUCUCCAGCCCUUACCAGGUAGCUGCAUUUCCAUGGAACCCUCUUCCUUUAUUGAUGUCUAUGGGUACAUAGCUACUCCUCGAAUUUGGAAACAGAAGUCCUCCUUGACCUGGCGCCUGGGCCCUACAUACUUGUUUGAAGAAGCCAUUUCUGUGGAAACCAUGGAGGUGAUUAUUAAACUUGGCCCGCAGUAUUGUAGCAAUUUCCAAGCAGUACAGCUUCAAGGUGAGGACCAGUACAGUGAUACUGCACCUCUGGUGGCAGAAGAGAAGAUUUCUUUUGGAAUCAAUGCUGUGUGCUCAACCCUUACUACAGCUCAAGAUAUAAAGAGCUCCUACAAUGAAGUGGAUGGCCGGCUGAUUGCCAAAGAGAUUGGGAUUAAUUCUCGGGACAGUUCAACUCCAAUAUUCCUAGCAAAGAAUAUUGCUGGACACCUCUCGGGUUCCUUGCGGACUAUUGGGUCAGUUGCUGUGGGCCAAUAUGGGGUAAGAAUGUUCCAGUCCUCUCCAGCAGCUACCAGCCUGAACUUUAUUGGAGGCCCUGCCAUUCUCCUGGGUCUCAUUGCUAUGGCCCGUGAUGACCACACCAUGUAUGCAGCUGUCAAAGUCCUGAACUCCAUCCUGAACAGUAGCCCACUAAGUGAAAAACUGAUGAGGCACAUGCAUGGAUACCAGUUGCUGACCUAUCUGUUGAAAAGGAAGACAAAGCUGUUAAACAAUAGGAUUUUACAGUUAAUGUUCUCCCUAGUGGGCACAGCUGAGCUUGGCUUUGAGUCUUCGGUCAUCAAAAAUUAUAGUGCAUUCCAGUAUGUUCUCUGCAACUUUGAGCUUUGGAUGAAAGCACCAGAAAAUCUUGACCUUGUUCUUCUUUCCCAUCUUGUGGAGAUCUUGCAGUCUUCCAGAGAUGGACGUCAGAAUGUUGCAGUUGCCUACCAGGUGCAAAUGGUGCCCAAGCUUGUUUUCCUUUUCAAUGAUCCUGAAAUAAGUAAUUCCAAGAUCACUGUGGCCUGCACUAUUCUCUCCCAUCUGUUGCAAGGAUACUUUAAUACACGGGAUGUUCUCAGGAUUGGAUUGUUCCUUGUUUAUACCUUGAAACCUUCUUCUGUGGAUGAAAAUCAGCUUUUCCUGGAUAGUGUGGCUGAGAUGCCCAGUGAAGCCUUAAGCCAAACAUCUGGAAAGACAAUCUGGCUUCGAAACCAGUUACUGAAGAUGCUGUUAGAUGUAAUGCACUCAGACAAACUUCAUCUGUCCUCCGAGUAA
Messenger RNA from Pipra filicauda (Wire-tailed manakin), 4979 nucleotides. Its product is annotated as WD repeat- and FYVE domain-containing protein 4-like. The coding region runs from base 63 to 4979 and encodes 1638 amino acids. The transcript is spliced from 28 exons. Lineage: Eukaryota; Metazoa; Chordata; Aves; Passeriformes; Pipridae. The record is from RefSeq and is a predicted model, not a curated record.